GCCGUUGCUUCUGGAAUUACUGGAGAGACAAUAGUAGCUGCAACUGUAAGUUUGCUGAGCCCGUCUUUGUAGAGACCUUGAAUAGCAACGGUAUCGAAGAGGAGGAAAUGACGCGCGAAUCGGCAGUGUUCGAAGACGAGAUGCCGUCAUCGCCAUUUGUGAAGACGCCGACAAUGAGAAGCCGCGCUUAUAGCGUGAGUGCGAAGAGACUGCAGGCGAAUAUUGGCGUGUUGACCAGUGGGGGAGAUGCCCCCGGAAUGAAUGCUGCAGUGCGGGCGGCAGUGGUCAUGGGCAUAUCACUAGGGGCCAAGGUCUACUUGAUCAGAGAAGGUUACCAGGGUAUGGUGGAGGGAGAAGGGUUCAUUGAGGAGGCGAGCUGGUCAAAAGUCAGCGACUGCAUGCACGUCGGCGGCACUUUUAUCGGAACUGCAAGAUGCAAGGAAUUCCGCGAGAAGCCCGGGAGACUGCGUGCUGCUCGCAACCUCAUCAACAAAGGCAUCACAAACCUGGUGGUCAUAGGAGGAGAUGGAAGUCUGACUGGGGCCAAUUUGUUCAGGGAGGAGUGGCCUACUCUUGUUGAGGAGUUACAUGAGAAAGGUGAAAUUACAUCAGUGCAGAAGGAGUACAACUCCCACUUGCAAAUUGUGGGCCUGGUGGGGUCCAUUGACAAUGACUUCUGUGGCACAGACAUGACCAUAGGGGCGGACACUGCCUUACACAGAAUACUAGAGUGUGCAGAUGCACUCAAGACCACGGCGCUCAGCCAUCAGCGUACCUUCGUGCUGGAAGUAAUGGGCCGUCACUGUGGCUACUUAGCCCUUGUUGCCGGAAUAGCCACAGCUGCGGACUGGAUUUUUAUUCCAGAGGACCCCCCUGAAGAUGGGUGGGAGGAGGCGAUGUGUGAAAAAUUGAACCAGGCGAAGCAUAUGGGACAGAGACUGUGUAUUGUGGUCGUGGCCGAAGGAGCCACAGAUAGACACGGAAAACCAAUUUCAGUUAAUGAUGUGAAAAAGGUCAUCACAGAUCGAACUAAUCACGACACCAGAGUCACAAUCCUUGGACACGUGCAGCGAGGAGGCAGCCCGUCUGCAUUCGACCGCAUCCUCGGAACACGGAUGGGAGCGGAAGCCAUAGCAGCCUUGCGCGACUCUACUCCGGACACACCAGCUUAUGUGAUUUCUAUUUCGGGCAAUAGAGAGAAACGGGUGCCACUUAUGGAGGCUGUGUUGAAGACGCAAAGUGUAGCGAAAGCGGUGGAUGAGUUCCGCUAUGCGGAUGCUAUAGCACUGCGAGGCAAGAGCUUCCAGAACAAUCUAGAAAUUUACAGAACACUCAACAACCGCAGCAUACCUGAAAGAGCUACUUCAGUUACCGAUCGAAAACUUUCAACGGAAGAACAACUAUUUUCCAAGUUCGCGCCUGGCCAGGAACGAACCCAGGCAGUUGCUAUAAUGAACAUGGGUAACCCUGCACCUGGAAUGAAUGCGGCUGUGCGAGCUGUUGUGAGGACUCUCUUCUAUGAGGAUAACUUCAAAGUCUUACUGGUGUCUGAGGGAUUCGAUGGACUCAUGAUUGAUGAUGUUGAGUAUGCCACAUGGAAUUCCGUGUCUGGCUAUCUGGGAACUGGAGGAUCUAUUCUGGGAACCAACAGGGACACCAAAAUACGUCUUCCGAAUGACUUGAAAAAAGUGUCUGUCAAGUUUGACGAGUUGAACAUCUGUGGACUGGUUGUCAUCGGCGGAUUCCAGGCGUUUGAGGCUGUGAAUCUACUGACCGAGGCUAGAGAAGACUUCAGACAGUUCUGCAUCCCCAUGAUAGUGGUGCCGGCCACUAUAUCUAACAGUGUGCCUGGCUGUGAGUUGUCAAUUGGGUGCGACACUGCUCUCAAUGCCAUCUGCAGGGCCUGUGACGUAAUCAAACAAUCAGCCCAGGGAACCCGCAAGCGAGUGUUCAUAAUCGAGACCUUCGGAGGCUACUGUGGCUACCUGGCAACUAUGGCUGCUAUGGCCUGUGACGCAGAUGACGCAUACAUCCACGAAGAGAAGUUCACGAUUGAGGACUUGAAGGAUGAUGUGUAUCAUAUUAAAGAGAAGAUUAGAUGUUCCGAUAUUCAGAGAGGACUGCUAGUCAGAAAUGAGAAUGCGAACGAGAACUACACUAUGGAGUUCAUGGAGCGAAUGUUGAAUGAAGAGGGCAAGGGCGCCUUCUCUUGUAGAUCGAGUAGACUGGGUCACAUGCAGGAGGGACACCACCCUACUGUCUAUGACAGGAACUAUGCCUCCAAAAUGGGAGUGAGAGCAGGCCAGUGGAUGGUCAGACAGAUCAACGACUGCACAUCUGUCGAUCAAUCGACUGUACUGACGAUCACACCCGAAACCUCAGUAGUGCUCGGGAUGGUCUACGGGAAACUGGAGUUCAUCCCCAUCGAAAAAGUAGCCCAAGACGCCGACUUGAAACUGACCAGACCCAAGACCCAGUGGUGGAUGCGGUUGCGUCUCCUCAUCCGGGCACUAGCUAAACAUCACUGCUUCGAGCUGACAGAUUCCUAAAAAAACGGUUGCCAAGAACUUGACUGAUUUCUAGGAACUUGACUGGUUUCUAGGAAUUGACUUGUUUCUUGGAACCGGGCUGUACCUGUUAUGCAGGAUCUCUUAGUAACUUGCCGAACGACAAACAAGGAUGAAAAUGAAACAAACUUGGUAUUAGUUUGUAAACGAAGUUUUGAUGCUAUUUGACGUUUAAAUUCAAAUUUUUUUAAGAAAGCAGUUGGUUUACCUAUAGCAUAGUAAUUUUUGUCUCAGAAUAGAAGCGCAGGUAGCUCACAAAAAUCUUUGUAAACAAUAUAAAUCUAUGUCUUGACGGAGCUUUCCAUUUGAAAACAGCUCAGGUGAAAUAAAAGUCUUUUGAGUCGCGAAACCUAAGAUCACUUUUUUUGAAUUUCAACAUCCUAUCAUCUCUAAAACAUGUAUUUCGCGUUCAUAAAUUGAUUUAUGUCAUAGCUAAAUGUCGAUAUUAAUUGUUUUUGUUAACUUGAUUGUUUGUUCGGUGCUCUAAUUUUUGAAUCCAAUUAAAUUUUUUCAGACCGUAACUAUUCUGACAACUAAACUGCUUAGUUUGUUCCAAUCGAAAGUACUGCUCUAGCGAAACAAAGCUAAUCAGGUUUUGAAUUUAAAUUGAAUCAACUAAUUAAUUUAUUAUUUGCCAGCUCUACCUAGUGAAAUUCACAUUACAAGUCUAUCUUCCUUUCUGUAGUGCUUUUGCUGUUUGCAGUACUAAUGUAGAUAAUGUAAAUACAACCAUAGAAAGACUCUUUCCCAUUAUACAGCCCAUUCUAGCGGCUUUCAUUUUUAAUGAUUAUGAAAUUUAAGGUUUUUGAAGCAUUUGAGUGUUCAGUAAAAUAUCAUCCCUAUGGCAUUAUAAGUCAUAUUGGAAAUUUAAAGUUCACGAUAUCGAAGUUAUGGCUUCUAUUUAGGAUAUUGAAAGGCUCUAAUUGAUUUUAAAAAUAAUGACCAGUGUAUAAUGGGAUCUACUUUACAAUCCCCCCUCCGAAUUUUCAACCAGUCAGAAAGCAGAAAAAUUUAAUUCUUACUAGAAAUUUCUAGUGCUAGUUUACUGUAUUUAUUUAUAGGGGUGGCGAUUCCCAAGUAGAUACCACAAGGGUGGGGGAAAUGUUAUGUAGAUCUUUAUACUGGGAAAGAGUAGAGAAGUUUUUGAGUUGAAAGUCGAAGAAUGCAAAACCGUCCACCUUUUGCAGUCAAGUUUGAUGAAGCACUUGCAGAAAUGAAUACUGCUUGGCUAAUGUUUGUUUGGAUUUUGAAAAGUUUUCUAUCUAUUGAAGUUUCAGUUAUAUAACACGUGCUUAUUAAUCUCGUAAUCGCAAAUCUCCAAAUUUCAAUACCUAAUUCACUUUAGAAAUCCAUUUAUACGAGCAAAAUUAAUACUUUCACAGCA
This is a messenger RNA of Symsagittifera roscoffensis, 3951 nucleotides long. RefSeq names its product ATP-dependent 6-phosphofructokinase, muscle type-like. The transcript has 19 exons. Gene Ontology annotation, molecular function: fructose-6-phosphate binding; identical protein binding; 6-phosphofructokinase activity. Gene Ontology annotation, cellular component: cytoplasm; 6-phosphofructokinase complex. The coding region runs from base 108 to 2549 and encodes 813 amino acids. The record is from RefSeq and is a predicted model, not a curated record. Gene Ontology annotation, biological process: fructose 6-phosphate metabolic process; canonical glycolysis; fructose 1,6-bisphosphate metabolic process. NCBI's taxonomy places the organism in Eukaryota, Metazoa, Xenacoelomorpha, Acoela, Convolutidae.